This is a messenger RNA of Eucalyptus grandis, 3186 nucleotides long. RefSeq names its product disease resistance protein At4g27190-like. The record is from RefSeq and is a predicted model, not a curated record. Gene Ontology annotation, molecular function: ATP hydrolysis activity; ADP binding. The transcript has a single exon. The coding region runs from base 1 to 3186 and encodes 1061 amino acids. Lineage: Eukaryota; Viridiplantae; Streptophyta; Magnoliopsida; Myrtales; Myrtaceae.
AUGUCGAUCGAUUCUGUUGUUUCCAUUGCGUGGGAUGUCUUGAAGUGGGCAGGCGGUCCCAUCAAGCGUCAUUUCGGAUAUGUGAUCUACUCCAAGAGGUACGCCCAAGAUCUUCAGAAGGAAGUCGAGGAGCUUGCGGAUGAGGUUGAUAGGGUCCACAGUCUCGUUGAAGCGGCCAGAAACAAUCUUCGGAAUGUCUACGGUCGCGUCACAGAGUGGCAUGCAAGUGCUGAGAAGGCCUUGAAGGAGGCGGCAGACCUGUUGCGCGACUUCCAAGAGGCGAGCAAGACUUGCUGCUAUGAAACUCUUCCUGAUCCCAAGUGUCGCUAUCAAUUCAGCAGGAAGGCCAAGGACAAGAUUGAGGUCAUUCAGCGACUCACUCAAAAAUGCAGGGAAUUCAAGGAAUUCAACGACAUCUCCUCCCGCAAUCCUGCUUCAGGGAACGUUGCUGCUCUGACUUCGGUCAAGAGAGAGGGCAUCUCCUCCAGCAAUCCUGCUCCAGGGAACAUUGCUGCUCUGCCUCCUGCCAAAAGAGAGGGCAUCUCCUCCAGCAAUCCUGCUCCCGGGAACAUUGCUGCUCUGACUCCGGCCAAAAGAGAGGGCAUCUCCUCCAGCAAUCCUGCCCCGGGGAACGUUGCUGCUCUGACUCCGGCCAAGAGAGAGGGCAAAGAUGUAGUCCAGUCGGCCACUGUGACGGCCUCCCCUUCUUUUGCCUCGACGUUGAAUAAGGUUGGGGACAAUGGGGUCUUCGAAUCCAGAGCUUCUAUCAUUCGGGACAUCAUGGACGCUCUUGCCGAUGACAGCAAUAGCGUGGUCGGGGUUCACGGGAUGGGCGGGGUUGGCAAGUCCACCCUCUUGGCGGAUGUUGAAAGGAGAAUAAUGGAAGAGAAGUCGUUCGAUUGGGUCACUAAGGCCGACGUGUCGGAAAAUCCAGACAUCAAGAAGAUUCAAGGAGAGAUUGCGGACGCCUUGGCCCUUACUGAGAUAAAGGACAAAGAGACUACCAGCGGGCGAGCAAAACUUCUGCUCGAGAGGUUGGAAAAUGAGGAGAGGAAGAAAAAGAAGGUCCUCAUAAUACUGGACAACCUGUGGAAGGGGCUGGACUUGAAAUCAGUGGGCAUUCCUUGCGGACAUGACAACAAAGUCAUAGGGUGCAAGUUGUUGCUGACGUCAAGAUUUCAAGAUGUUUUGCAAAGGGAAAUGGGCUGCGACGGGGACUUCCGCCUUGAACAGCUGAAGGAUGAAGAGGCAAAAAGAUUGUUUGAGAGGACGGUGGGAGACAAAGUCCAUGAUGACCCGUUCAACUCCUUGGUGGAUGAAGCAGUCCAAAAAUGUGCAGGUUUGCCUUUCCUCAUAAUUGCAAUGGCGAAUAUUUUUAAACACGCCGAUUUUCCUGAAUGGAAGGAUGUUUUGAGACAAAUCGAGAAGUCUACAAACAGAGGAAUUAGUGAGAGGAUAAAUGAGAUGCUGCAGUUGAGUUAUGAUCGUUUCAAAGGGGAGGAUGGCAAGGAGGUGAAGUUGCUAUUACGACUUUGUGUUGUUUAUGGUGUCCCUAAGCCCUCUCUUGAAAACUUGGUGAGGUACAGUGUGGGUUCAAGGUUAUUUCGAGAAGAUAAUAGCAUGGAAGAAGUUAGAGAUAGGAUGAGCUCACUUGUCCAAACCCUGAAAGCCUCCUCUCUUUUGUUAAAAGAUGAUGAAGAUGUUGAUGGUUUCAAGAUACAUGACUUGGUUCGUGGAUUUGUUGCCUCGGUCGCUUCGAGAGAUGACCCUCUUCUUGUGUUGAAAGAUAAUGAUAAGUCGGUGUUAGAACUGCCAAAGGACAAGCUCAAAAGUUGUACGGCAAUAUGCUUUGCCUAUGUUAACAUGAAGGAGCUUCCCAAAGAGUUAGAUUGCCCUGAAAUGCGGAUCUUUUUAUUGUUCACAAACAAUGAAUCUCUUAAGGUCCCAAAUUCAUAUUUCAACUCUAUGAAAAAACUCAUGGUCUUACAUCUUUCUCAGGUGUGUCUCAGUCAUUCACCUUUGCCGUUUCAAUUUUUGGAGAAUUUACACACUUUGUGUCUUGAUGGUUGUUCAUUAGACGAUGUAGCCAUGAUUGGCGAGCUAAAAGGGCUACAUAUUCUCAGUUUUGUGAACUCAAAAAUUCAACGAUUGCCAAAAGAAAUUGGACAAUUGGUAGAGCUAAGGUUGUUAGACUUAAACCAUUGCUCACGACUUCAGAUAAUUGAACCGGGUGUGCUUGGAAGCUUGAUGAAAUUGGAGGAGUUGUAUAUGGAGAAUAGCUUUAAUCGAUGGAAUGCUGUGAAGCAAACUCCACCAACUAAUGCCAAGCUUAUUGAGUUGAAUAACUUGAAGAAUCUCUACACUUUGCAUGUGUCCAUUCUCGAUCCAAGUAGUCUCCCUGAGGAUCUAGAUGUCGAGAAAUUAACCAAGUACAAAAUCCAGAUAGGUGAUCCAUGGAAGUGGCCAAAGCACAAAGGGUCGAGCACAUCACAGGUUAAGUUUGAUCUAAUAAGCAAUUUUUUUCAGAAAAUCCAGAUAGAUGAUGCAUGGAAGUGGCCAAAGCACAAAGGGUCGAGCACAUUACAGGUUAAGUUGGAUCCAAUAAGCAAUAUUCUUCAGAAAGGAUUCAUGCAGACUUUCUUAGGCAAAACUAAUUAUCUAUUUUUAGAUGGAUCAAAUGGAAUUGAGCAAAGUAUUUGCAAGUUAUCCCAAGAAGGCUUUCCAAAAUUAAAGCAUUUGCGUGUCGAGAAUAGUCCCUCCAUCCAUUAUGUCCUCCAAUCGCAUACCCAUACAGAUUUUAAGACAUUGGAGUCAUUACUUCUCAAGAAUCUCAUCAACUUAGAGAAGAUAUGCAACUACUCUAUUUCCUCCCAAUCUUUCAGUGCAUUAAAGGUGAUACGAGUCGAAAGUUGCAACAAGAUGGAAAUUUUGUUUCCUCUUUCAUUAUUGAGAGAACUUCCACAGCUUGAAGAGGUCCAAGCUAUCAAGUGCAACUUAGUGCAGGAGAUCGUGGAAGUUGAUGAUUGUGGCAAAGUUGCGUUGCGUAAUUUGCAUGUAUUGGAGUUGCGUGACUUGCCAAAUACCAAAAACUUUUUCACCACUAGGACAGUUCCUUCAAGUACAUCAAAUGACCAAGUUGGCACUCUAGUUGCAUUCUUCAACGAGCAACAUGUAACUUUCUAUUAA